This is a messenger RNA of Caenorhabditis auriculariae, 7552 nucleotides long. NCBI's taxonomy places the organism in Eukaryota, Metazoa, Nematoda, Chromadorea, Rhabditida, Rhabditidae. The record is from the annotation of a GenBank genome assembly.
AUGACGCGACGGAUGAUCAGGUUUUUUUCUUUUUCAUUUUUUUGUUGAAUUUGAAGAAUAAUAUAAUAUUCUUCCAGCGUCGUCCAACGUAUUCGAUGCACGGGAUUCUGCAUUUUUCUGCAGCAUGAAUGGUCUAGAUAUGAAUUGGAAAGAACGAGAUGGGAGGCCGAAAGGGCUGAAAUGCAGGUAGAAAGUUGGAAAGUUGGAUAACUUUGUUGAAACUUGCAAAUUUUUUUUUUCUAAGUAUUUAGAAAUUUAAAAGGAGCACAGAAGUACCUUAUGCCGUGUUCAAAAUAAUUUCCGCGAAAAGCAAAAUUAUCACUGAUCCUCUAAAAGUUAGUUAUAUUUUUCUUUCUCUGAUGGCUUUUUUGGAUUCAGCGGAAUUACUUUGAACACGACAUCAUGAAAUUUUCGAAACGAAAAUCGGUUUCAAGGUUGUUUUAAGUUUUUCAAGUCCCAAGUGCUUUCAAAAUAUCAAAAGCGAAUCUAGGAAUUUUUGAACAGAUUUUGAAUCAUCGUUUUAGGUUUGAUAAUUUUCUGGUGAAAUAUAGUUUUAAUUUGUUUUUAAUUUAAGAGCGAUGAAUUUUUUAAAAAAUUAGAUUAAAUUGGAUUAAUAACUAUAAGUUCUGUUUCAAACACAGAAAAUUGAUUCGAAGAACUUUCCAAAAAUAAGUAAAAACCUUCGAGAAUCUCCCUAACCUCUUCAAAACCUUUUUUUUUCUCCUACUUCAGAAUACGUUUCAGCUCAGAAUCAUAAACUUCAUUUCUGCAUGUUAUUUUCGAUGAAUAAGAUUGUCGUAUCCUUUCAGGCCAGAAUCGCAUUUCUCACUGGAGAACGAAAGGGCCAGGAGAAUCUGAAAGUUGACCUCGUUCGACGCGUCAAAAUGCUCGAGUUCUGUCUCAAACAAGAAAGGUUUUUUUUUAAAUUUUGAAGCGAUAAUUUUGACGUAUUCCAGGGCCAAAAACUAUCGGCUAACACACAACGGAGAAGAUCCGCCAACUUACGAAGAAACUGAACCGCCAGUUGGUCGGUUUUUGAACUCAUUUGAAUGGAAAUAUUAUUUUUUUACAAGUUUUUUUCGAAAAAGUAUUUUUUUCAAUUGAUCAUUUUUUUGACAGAAUAUGUAGAAUUAGAAAGAAGAUUUUUUUAUCAUUUUCAGCAUCUUUUUAAGGAUUUUUUUAAAAAAAGUAGAAAUUCAAUAAUCGUUCUUUGUUAAGAAAUUGUUGUAAAUUGGAUUUUUUUAGCUGUAAUUUUUUUGAAUGACUUCGUUCAGAAUCUUUUUUUGAUUCCAUUUGCCCCAUAAUUUAGUUCAUCAAAUUCAAAAGUUGACUCUGUCCCGCCGAUUUUCAUUGUAAUUUCGAAUGCCCUUGUUUUUUCAAUGAGUUGAAUCCAUUGAAAGUUAGUCAAAAUGAUAAUUUUUUCCUCAGAUUCUCAUGUUCAAGCCGAUUUGGAAGCCUAUACAACGGCCCAAGAUGGCGGCGGCAGUUGGAAACAAGGCCGACAAUUGCUCAAAAAAUAUCUCGAGGUUUCAAAAAAUGACUGAAAAAAAUAAUGGAAAUUAUUCAGGAAAUCGGCUACAGUGAGCAGAUUCUCGACGUGCGAACCUUUCGCGUCAAAAAAACUUGCUCGGCAUGAUUGGCCCGGUGAUUUUUUUCAUUUUUUUAAAUGUUUUUCGUAAUGAAUUAUUUUUUUAGAACGAUCUGCCGUCCAGUGACCGCUCGCCACAUGGCAAAAAAGACCGCAGUGAUAGGUAAAAAUGGAAAAAAAGUAAAUGAGAAUUUCGAGUAUUUUUUUAGUUUUUUUCUUGUGUUACAUACUCAACUAUUCAUCUUCAACCUGUUUUUGGAAUCUCUCAAAUUGAAGAAAAUGGUACUUUUUCUCAAAAUGAUGAAAUUUUUUUUUCUGAAAUUCUGUCGAAAAUUUUUUUCUGGUAUGCUUCUCAACUUUUCUAAUUUUUUUCAAUGAUUUUUUUGAAUUUCGCCUAGAGAAUCUUCUGAAAUUCAGUCAUUGAACAAUGUACAUAAUGGAAAAAAGAUAAAGCCCCAUAAAGCUCAAAAAAAAAAAUUUAUUUUAGCUCUUUUUUGCCGAGAUUUUCAGUUUUACAUUGAUAUCAUUUUUCAAGCCUCAUAAUCGAAAUUUCCAAGUUUUUCCAGCGAUUCGGACAACGAGGGCGAUGGCGCACACUUGGACGCCGACGCGACCGAAGCCUUGGACGAAUUUUCCUUUCUGAAAGAAGAACCGGCGGCUCCGUCCAUUGUAAUCGGAACCCUUGGAAUCUUGAAUAAAAAAGAAACAAUUGUUUCAGGCUGAAAUGAACGAAUUUUCGGCCAACAAGGAGGGAACGUUCGAUCGGCUCGUCGCCAAGUAUAAGUUGGUUUUCAGGAUUUUAGCCGUAUAAAAUGAGGAAACCUUGAUCUCCAUUCUAAGCGAGUUUCAGCGUCUUUUUCGACUAAAAUAUACGUUUCUUAUACGAAAGAGAUAAAUAUAGGAAAUUUAGAACAUUUUUAUAAUGUAGAGCUUCUGAAGAUGGAUUUUUAAUCUUUUUUUUUUUGAAAUUUUUUUUUACACAGUCAUUCUUUUUUUCUCAGGAGUGAUCCUCGAGUGAAGAAGCGGAACGAGGGACACGACGAAGUCGAACGGGAACGGCAGGAAGUUCGCCGCGAAUCCAAUGAUCGACGGUCUGGAUCGGCCAAUUUGGAAAAUGGUUGGGUCUUUUUUUGGAAGUUCAAUGUUGCAUUGCAGUUCAGAACAUAACCCUGAUUCCGGUUUCGAAAGUAAAAACGGGAAAAAAGGAACUUGAAGAAAUAUUUCCACAAGAAAAUCAAAAAAGGCUUUAAAAAGUGUCUCUUUGUGUGAAUUACAGAUCUGACCCUUUUAAAAUUGAGUCUCUGAGAAGAUUUUUCAUCAAUUGACAUCGGAAUUGUCCAAUAUUGGACCUUGCAGGAACGGAGACCGAAUUCUCGCUGCCGCCAGGAAUCGCCGCAGCGACCGCCGCCGAAUCUGCGGCUCCCCCCGGGAUCCGCGGCGGCCGUCGCAGCAACUUCGGCGUCGAUCUGAACUCGGCCCUCGGCCUGCCGCCCGAUGAUACCAUCGAUAUCAAGGACGAUUUUGCUAUGGAGGUUGCUUUCUUUUUCUCAUUCAUAGAGCUAUAGGAGUCGCAAGUAAAAGUUAGGGGAAAAAAAACAGCCCCUAUAGUGGGUUAAAAAAUGGUCUCUAUAGGGAUGUAAAGUCUGAAUCUUUAGCCCCUACAGCUCAAGUAGGGUUAGGAAAAGACAGCCCCUACAGGGAUCAUAAAAAGUUUCUCCGAUCGGGUAAAGAAAAAAAAAAAGGCUUUUUUUGCGAAAUUUUCAAAAAGCUGGAAAACAAUCAUAUGUAUUUUUUUCUUCAUUGGAUGGAAUAUUGCAAAAAUAUAUACAUUUUCAUUACGUUUGUUGCGGCGGCUUCCAUGGCUUUUCUGCCAUUUUACCUAUGUUUUGGAAAAAUUCAGCUCUGCACGGUACCUAUUUCAGGCUUUUGAUUCUAACGGUAUGAGUUAAAUUCAAAAAUGAAAGUUUAUUCGAAGAAGUUUCACAUUUUAAAAGACUGAACUACCUAAUUUUUACUAAAAGCUACUUCAGGACGACGCCUCGAUGCAUCCGACCAAGUGGAACCUGAAAGUCACGCUCCGCUCGCAUUUGGAUUCCAUCCGAGCCAUGCAGGUAGAGUUUCAUGAACAAAAAGACAUCGAAAAUCUGAAAAAUUAAGAUUUUGUGAGUUCCAUCAAAAAUAAACCAAAUUUAAUCGAUUUUCGUGUCCUUCUUUAGGUUCGUUUUCAACAAAAAAUUUUUCAAAUAAAAAUAUCUCAUUUUCGAAGUUGAUACUCAAUUUUUAAUAAACUUUCAGGACCUUCUUUGCAGUUCGAAGCACGCGAAAAAAGAGAUUUAAAUUAUCAAGUCUUGCAGUUCCAUCCCGUGGAACCGGUGCUGGUGACGGCUUCCGAAGACGGUACGGCCAAACUUUGGAAUCUGGAGCAGAAAAGAGAGGACAAACAUGCGACUGGAGCUGGAGAACUGGAGCCAGUUUAUACCUUCCGCGGCCAUAUGGGUCCUGUCCUUUGUCUCGAACUAUCGCCCACUGGAGAUCAUUUGUACACUGGUUUAGAAAGUCUAAUGUUGGAAAUUAAGCAUUUUGGGACUUUCAGGCGGUGUGGAUGGUGUGAUUUGCUGCUGGAACGUCCCUUCUACCAAUUGUGAUCCUUUCGAUCCGUAUGGUGAGGGUUAUUAUAUUUAAAGAGACGAUUACCCGAUUUUUUGUUCUUUAUCAUUGUUCUAGAUGAAAAAUCUGUUUGAAAACUAUCAGAAUAUCAAAAAAAAAAAAAUUCCAGAUCCAAAAGUUCUGCCUGAACGACUCGAAGGCCAUACCGACGCCGUAUGGUCCGUGGCUUUCCAAUCUUCGAACAAUCGGAUAGUUUCGGCCAGUUCCGAUUCGACGAUUCGCCUCUGGGAGCCAGGUAAAGAAGUAAACAGGAAAAGGGGAAAAGGCAUAAUUUGAUGAAACUUUUAACAUAUGUACUUUCGGAUAUGCUGAUUUAGAAGAAUUCAUAAGGAAACUUUGGUUCUACGAAUAUGCCAAUUUGCGGCGCCUUAAGUACAUACAUCACACCCCAACCUUUUGCGCGGCCGCAUUUGUGGGGGAGGGGGUAGGCUGCAGUUUUAGGGGGUAGGCCGCACUCGGAGCCGUUCCGACGUAUGCUUAAUCUUCGAAGUCUAUGGUCUGUUAUAAUUUUUGUUUUCGAGCAGCUAAUUCUAGUCCCGGGGCUACAAUAUAUUUCAUGUCGAACGUGACGAUGGUUCUUUUAAUAGGGCUAUAAUUUGUUUUCUCCUUCAAAUUUAUGGAAAAAUUAGCGCUAUUAAAGGAUCAUCGAACCACGCGAGAAUUUAUUUAAUGAUAUUCAACAGACAGUUUCCUUGCAUUGAAGAUAAAAGAGGAUAUCUGGCUUCAAGUCUCUAGAAUUUUAUUGAAAAGAAAAAUUGAUAAUUUUGAUGAAUCUGGAAUUAGCACAUCCGAAAUCAUUUCUGUAAAAGUUUUCUUCAAUUUCCCACCACCCCCUUUAAAGUUCCCGUGUGAAAGAAUCCAUUCAAAACUCGAAUUUUCCAGGAAAUGGCGAGCCUCUCGUACGAGUUAUCGAAGCGCCGCGGGCGAAUCUGAUCCCGACUUCUGUGGAUUUUGUCUCGACGGAAACCAAUCAGCUCCUGGCCGCCUACACCCAAUGUUUCGCUCAAAUUAUCGACGUCGAAACUGGCGCCCCCAUUUUGGUCUUUGAUUUCGGCGCUGGUGAGUUUUCAAACGGAAAAUAAUGGCUCGCUACACAAAAAUAUCACUAUUAAGUGAAAAAUUGCGAGAAAUAUUUUUCUGAAAUUGGAAAGAAACUCGCAAAAAAGCGCCCGAGCUCAGUUUUUAAAGCUGGAAGAACUCUGAGGUUUGAAAGUUUCAAUCAUCAAAAUAAAAUGAUAAUAAAAAUGACAAAGAAAAAGCCCCAAGCCGUUUCAAUAGUGAUUUUCUCAAUUUUUAUAGCUUUCUCCAGCAAACCAAGCUUCUGAUUAUACAAAUUUAAGCCUUUUUUCGCACUUUUAGACGAUUUUCGUUCUCCUGAGAUGUAUCUAAUGGUUUCUUGUAUUAAUCUGCAUCUAAAAAAAUCAGUUUGAAAAGUAGCCAAAGCGACUUUCGAUACGUAUAUAAAUAUUAGUUUUCAAAAGGGUCCUGACACGAUAAGAAAAGAGUGUAUGGUUGGUGGAGAGUCCAGACAGGCCACGCCUCUUUGCGUCUUAAGCUAGUAGAAGUGAAAUGGCUGUAUCACUGAAUCUGGCGGUGAAAAAAGUUGGGACAAUAGAAAAAAAAUUUUCUAUAGAGCGCAAAAGCCCGAGCUGUACGUACUCAGACAUUGGUGACGCUAACGGACGUGUCGGAGCAUUUAUAAUGACCACUUUAGCGGCGUCAGCAAAAAACGCUAGUACAACCAUAAGUUAUAGUCUCUUAAGUGAUCCCUAGAAUAGCUCAGAAACGUCUAGUUUUCGUUACCGAGGUCCGAGUAGAUUUACGUAGAUUUCGCUUUCCACACCAUGUAAAAGGACUCAUUUUUUUCAGACGCUACGGCAGGAUCCAUUUUAACAAGAAUCGUUUCUCAUCCAACGAUGCCGAUUGCCGUCAUUGGCGGCGACGAUCGAAAAAUUCGCUAUUUCGAUACGAGUAGUGGUGAGAGAGAAAUAACUGAAACUGAAGAAGUUAUAAUAAAAUGAACUUCCAGGAUCCCUGAUCCAUUCGUCGGUGGCCCAUGUUGAGGGCGUUUCCUCACUGGCGAUCGAUCCAAACGGCCUCUAUUUGCUGUCCGGAAGCCACGACGGAAGCCUGAGACUGUGGAAUAUGGAGAAGAAAGUUUGUCUCCAGGUGCGGUGGACCAAAAAAGAGUGGGAAAAAUAAAGGGGAAAGAGGAAAAGAUGUAAAAUAUUGAAGGGAAACAGAAGAAAUGGAAAAAUGAACUAUUUAGAUUUUUUUUUACAAUUUCUGUACCGUUGAUAUUGCUGCUUUCUUUUGGUCGAAUUUUAAUCGAAUCAGUUUGAAAAGACAACAAAUCCGAAAAAUUUCUCAAAAAGUCCUUCGCUUUUGAAAUAGACGUCAAGUGAUCGAAAAUGCAUGAAAGUUCCUUUUCAAUCAAUCAAUCAAUCAAAUGUUUUAUUUCUCACACACAAGUACUAAAUUUCACGAAAUAGAUGUAGGGAGAAUUUGGGAACAUAUGUGUCGGAACUUGUGGUGAUGGAGGGAAGAGGACUCGCGGUCGUGUUAACCCCCCACUUGAGUAAAUUGGAAUAACCUUGAAGUUAUUCUUUUAAAUGUCGAUUAUGUAGCUUUCAUAUUUUUUUGUUGGAUCAAGAGUGUUUAGUUCUGUAAUGUUGUUUUCAAACCAUUUCUCAAGUUUAGAUCUGAACUUGUUUUUUUCAUACUCAAAUACUAUGUUUCUAUCCAUAUGAUUCCAAUGAUGCCAAUGAUGCCUUUUGUAGCCUUUUUUGUAGUACUUUAAACUAUUUUCAAUUUUGAAUCAAGCCUCCACUUUUAACAGAAAAUAGCAACGUAGUUUCUGAGCUUCCAGCUUUAAUUUUGAAAUUUUCAACUUCUGAGCCUUGUUUUUCAAUUUAUAUUCCUGGCGGAACCAAAAAAAAACGCAUACAUCAUGAUUUUUUCGAAACAACAUUAAUCUUGUGAGUGUACCAUGGGCGAUAAGGAGUAUUUAGAAACACCCGUUUGCACAAAAACCUAUUUGAAUGGAAAAAAAAGUUUUUUGAGUGGUCUCGAUCGUCAGAUCCUAAAAAAGUACCUCUUUUUUGGAGAUUAUAGAAAAAUCUGUUCAAACUACAAAACCAAUAUACCAAAAAUGUUGAAAUUUUGCAGGAGAUCUCGGCUCACCGGAAAAAGUACGACGCGGCCGUGACCAGCGUCGCCUUCCACCCGUCGAGACCCCUGAUCGGAUCCGCCGGCGCCGAUUCCCUCGCCAAAGUCUAUAUUUCUAACGGCGAAUAA